Tachysurus fulvidraco (yellow catfish) is the source of this 533-nucleotide messenger RNA. RefSeq names its product BRCA1-associated RING domain protein 1-like. Lineage: Eukaryota; Metazoa; Chordata; Actinopteri; Siluriformes; Bagridae. The record is from RefSeq and is a predicted model, not a curated record.
AUGGGGAAUGGGCUGCCUCCGCUCUUCGACGGCUGCUUCUUCUACCUGCUCGGAUCGUUCACAACCCCGAGAGACGAGCUGGUGCAGCUGGUGAGGGCCGGAGGAGGCCAGAUGCUCAGCCGGCAGCCCAAAGCCGACAGCGACGUGACCCAGACGGUGAUGGCGGCGGCGUACCACGCUCGGCCCGACUCAGAUCAGGCGUUCUGCACUCACUACGUCCUGUACGAUCCGCAGAGCUCCAGCAGACCCGGGCCGGUCCGUCUGGGCAAAGUGUGGUCAGCUCCUUCAUCAUGGCUGCUGGACUGCAUCAGGGCCUUCAGCAUGCUUCCUGUGCCCGAGCUCUGACUCGAUCUUUACGCCCGUGUACGUUGAGCUCGACCGACAGGACGCACACAGCGAAUGUAAACGAUCGGCGCCGAUCUUCUGUGUUGCCGAGUAAAGCUCGACACGUCUCAUUUAUCUCUCUUUCACUACGUAUAUAUUUGUGUGGAAAUAAGUUCUUUCAUUAAACAAACUCAAACGAUUGACUUCAA